AUGAAUUUCAACGUCUGGAAUAUCAAGGAGAUGUUGAGCACACCGACAGCCACUGGGCCUAAUAAGUUUUCCAUCCGGAGCAGCGCUCCUAGUGACUACUCGAGUUUGAGUGAUUCUCAGCUGCUCUUCGGCUCCCAGUUCUGCCCAGAGAACGUGCAGUCGGCAGCGGUGCCACUGGAGCUGGGCACGCAACUGGGACAGCACAACUCCCAAGAUAGCGAGCCCAGUAUUUUUACCAAAUACCAGACAAAACCACAGUUAUUUGAUGAAGAUGCAAAAGAAAAAGGUUCGCUUAAUUUUGGUGCAGGAAGAGUGAAAAGUGUCUUGGAAAAUUUUGAAGUGAAUAAGAACAAAAUAAAGGAAAAAUAUGAUCGUGAGGUUUUAAGCACCUUUAUUUCCAGUAUCAAAGACAGGCUUCAAGGGCUGCAAGCAUGCUUGGACAAGUUUGGAGAAAUGUUUGAUUCAAGAAACAAAUCAAUUCUGGUUCACCUAGAAACCAUUUCCAAGACACUGCAAGAUGCUCUUCAAAGUCACUGUGGCUCCGUGCUGAAAGCUCUGACAGAUAAAAGCCAAAUGGAGCAGGCGCUGCUGGAGAUGGAGAGGAGACUUGCAGCCAAAGAUGUGGAGAUUUCAGAUGUGAAAUCCAGUGUCCAGCUGCUGAAGGAGGGUCUGGAGUCACUGCCCACUCAGCUGAGUGAUCAGUACCUGAAGCUGUGUGAAGAACUAGGCUUCCUGAAGCUCACUAACACCUUAGCUGAGCUGCACACAUUCAUUUCCAGUGCCAGACUCCCCCCUCACACAGCAGAUAACUCUUCCCAGACCUCCCCUGGCCCAUGCCCGGACUGUGUUUUGGGUGAGGAGAACGUGUGCUGGCCACGCUGCCGAGGCAGGGGGGUUUGCAGCUCCUCAGGUCAGUCUCAGCCCCCCUGCAUGGCAGUGGGGGAGCAGCACGGAGACUCCUCCGUGAGGAACCAGGUCACUGGGGAUGGUACAUCUAAGGGUGACCUAAACACAGCUUCAGGAGGGAAAGUCAGCCCCAUUGCUACAGCGGUGAAAUACGGUUUGGAAACACAGAGCUGUGCUAACCACUCUUGUGUGUGCUGUGCUAACAGUCACUUUUUGGGGGUUAGUCAGAAGAAACGCUGUCCUGCACCACAGGAGGUGCCUCUACCAACUCCACUGAGGAAGGCGGUCAGGAGAGGCACUCGGCGAUUUGAACCCAUGACACCAUCACAACAGAGGCAGCCUCAAGUUUGCCACCUUUCUGUACGACACGAUAUGCCUGGGAGGAGAGACAAUAACUGGUCCACAGAUGGUGAGGUGGAGAAUGCAGCUGUGGGGAACAAAGCAAAAGAGAGGCCAGGAAGGGUCCCCUGGAAUAAAGCAAUGGAGAGAAAGAAAAUGUGCCCCGCUGUGAGAAAAGGCGAGCUCUCUCGAUGUGCUGACAGUGGGCUGAAGCAAAGGAAGGCAAACAGGAUUAUUGAGUUGGAAAGCUCCAGAAAAAAUUGCUUUCCCAGAUACACGGUUGCUCUCAAUUUAGGAAGCUCUAACCCGAUUCCUGCAGCUUCCAAUCAGCAGAUCCUCAGCAGCGCUCAGAUGAGGCUUACAAAGAAUUUCCCACCAGUGCCAUGCUCCAAUAAAAGCCUGCAACAACUUGCAGACAAAAGAAAGAGAAGUUUGGAAAUUAAAAAAAGAGCAAAUGUUUCCAGUGUAAAAAGGAAUCUUUGGGAUUCCUCUCCCCAGGAGAAUGUAUUUUCCCUGUGUAGCACAACAGGUGAAAAACAGAUGAGCUGCUUCAGUCUCCGAAGCCCUGCAGCCUCCAAGAAACCGCAUCCUGUCAAUACACUGGCUCAGCAGAAUACGGCCUGUUGCUCUUUAGUUUUUGAUAGCGAUUACUCUGAUUGA
Messenger RNA from Gavia stellata (red-throated loon), 1905 nucleotides. It is a transcript of the gene IHO1, whose product is annotated as interactor of HORMAD1 1. The record is from RefSeq and is a predicted model, not a curated record. Gene Ontology annotation, biological process: meiotic DNA double-strand break formation; DNA recombination; homologous chromosome pairing at meiosis. The transcript has 8 exons. Lineage: Eukaryota; Metazoa; Chordata; Aves; Gaviiformes; Gaviidae. Gene Ontology annotation, cellular component: condensed nuclear chromosome. Bases 1 to 1905 code for a protein of 634 amino acids.